Arabis nemorensis is the source of this 1158-nucleotide messenger RNA. NCBI's taxonomy places the organism in Eukaryota, Viridiplantae, Streptophyta, Magnoliopsida, Brassicales, Brassicaceae. The record is from the annotation of a GenBank genome assembly.
AUGUCCUCGCCGGAGCGUACCAUCGUCAACCUUUUGGCCGAGAUAGCUUUCUCUUUCGACGGAGCAAUCCUCGGAUUAACCCUAGCUUUUAGCUCCGUCCGUUCUGCUUUCAAGUAUGCCUCUAACUCCGCCGCUUUGAAUAAGAUCAAAGAAGCACCCGAAGUCUCCGUCUCCGAUCUCCGGUCACUGAUUCCGACGACAGAAGAACAACAAUAUGGGUCGAGCGAGAACGGGAAUAGUCAUGAUCGGCGUAUCGUUAUUGUUCGCGGAACUGUAAAACCCGGUGAUGGGAGUAACAAGAACAACGUCUUAAUCUCUUCGGAGACUGGAGAUAAAGCUCUUAUCAUUCAAAGAACUCAAACUUAUAUGUAUAGUGGAUGGAAGACGUUGUUUCAGUUGUCCAAUACUCACCGGUUUAUUUUGGAAAGAACUUUGCCCAAACAAGGAACUUAUUGUAUGAGAAGGGUUCCGUUUGUUAUUGUGGAAAACAAUCAAAAACAACCGCUAUCUAGUUUUCUCGUUGUUAACAUGGAUGGUUCAAGGCAACCUCUUCCGCUUACGACUGUGUAUAGUCGGUUGCAGCCGAUGACUUCAUCUCCAUUUUCGUUUCUUCAAGCUUUAUUGUUCCCUGAGUAUCCUGUCGGUCUGCUUGAUGUAGAGAGGAUUUUACCACCUGGGAGAGAUAUUACAGCUGUUGGCAUCUGCAGUUUCAAUAAUGGAGUUCCUGAGAUCAAGUCAUGCGAAGAUCUUCCUUAUUUCUUAUCAGAGAUGAAUAAGGAUAAGAUGAUAUCGGAUCUUAUGAGCCGUUCCAGUGUACUAUUCUGGGGCGGUCUUAUCAUGGGCUGUGUGUCUAUUGGCAUCCUUAGCUUUGCCGCUGUCAGGUCCUGGAAUAGAUGGAAACUAUGGGCUAAUCAAAGACAGACGCCACAGACACCAAACCAACCCGUGGUCGAGGAUGAAACCGAAGAUGCAGAUGAGAUUCCAGAUGGACAAUUGUGUGUGAUCUGCGUGUCGAGGAGGAGAAUUCCUGCAUUUAUUCCUUGUGGACAUAUAGUCUGUUGCAGGCAAUGCGCCUUAACCGUGGAACGCGAGUCAAACCCAAAGUGUCCGGUUUGUCUCCAGAGCAUUAGAGGAUCUAUGCGUGUAUAUUACUCUUGA